GCGGCGAGGCCGAAAGUUUCUCUGCCCGCCUAGUCCAGCGAGCCGGAGCCGCGAGCAGCCGCGGUACCCGCCCGGCCCGGCAGCUCUGGGAGAAGAAAGACGGGAGCGCAUCGCAAAACGCACUGAAAAAAAAAAAACCCUGAAGUCAGCCCCAGGCGCAGGGGCAGGUCUCGGCUCUCCCGGGCUCUGUGAGGCUUCUGCUAUGACCGCAGCCUCUUCGCGGAGCCAGGACUGCCACAGCCACGCCAGGUGCCCCGCUCUGCCCUGCCUGUCCCCGGCCCCGCGUCACCAUGGGCAGCGUCAGCAGCCUCAUUUCCGGCCACGGCUUCCACAGCAAGCACUGCCGGGCCUCCCAGUACAAGCUGCGCAAGUCCUCGCACCUCAAGAAACUCAAUCGGUAUUCAGACGGGCUGCUGAGAUUUGGCUUCUCCCAGGACUCGGGUCAUGGCAAGUCGAGCUCCAAAAUGGGCAAGAGUGAAGACUUCUUCUAUAUCAAGGUCAGCCAGAAGGCCCGGGGCUCCCACCGCCCCGAUUACACUGCACUGUCCAGUGGGGACCUAGGGGGCCAGGCCGGGGUGGACUUCGGCCCGUCCACCCCACCCAAGCUCAUGCCCUUCUCCAACCAGCUAGAAAUGGACUUGGAGAAGGGUGCUGUGAGACCCACGGCCUUCAAGCCGGUGCUGCCACGGUCGGGCGCCAUCCUCCACUCGUCCCCCGAGAGCGCCAGCCACCAGCUGCACCCCGCGCCUCCAGACAAGCCCAAGGAGCAGGAGCUGAAGCCCGGCCUGUGCUCCGGGGCGCUGUCUGACUCCGGCCGGAACUCCAUGUCCAGCCUGCCUACUCACAGCACCACCAGCAGCUACCAGCUGGACCCGCUGGUGACGCCGGUGGGGCCCGCCAGCCGAUUUGGGGGCUCGGCCCACAACAUCACUCAGGGCAACAUCCUCCAGGACAGCAACAUGACGAGCCUGAAGGCCCUGUCUUUCUCCGACGGGGGCAGCAAGCUGGCCCACCCGAGCAAGGCGGACAAGGGCUCCAUCCGCUCCCCCAUCUCCACGGACCAGUGCACCAUCCAGGAGCUGGAGCAGAAACUGCUGGAGAGGGAGGGUGAGCUCCAGAGGCUGCACCGCAGCUUUGAGGAGAAGGAGCUGGCUGCCAGCCAGGCCUACGAGGAGCGACCGCGGCGCUGCAAGGACGAGCCGGAGGGGCUGGAGCCCAAGGGCAAGCUGAAGUCCGCGGCACAGAAGAGCCAGCGCGCCCAGCAGGUGCUGCACCUGCAGGUGCUCCAACUCCAGCAGGAGAAGCGGCAGCUGCGGCAGGAGCUCGAGAGCCUCAUGAAGGAGCAGGACCUGCUGGAGACCAAGCUCAGGUCCUAUGAGAAGGAGAAGACCAGCUUCGUCCCCGCGCUGGAGGAGACCCAGUGGGAGGUGUGCCAGAAGUCUGGCGAGAUCUCUCUCCUGAAGCAGCAGCUGAAGGAGUCCCAGACGGAGAUCAACGCUAAGGCGAGCGAGAUCCUCAACCUGAAGGCACAGCUGAAGGAUACGCGGGGCAGGCUGGAGGGCCUGGAGCUGAAGACGCAGGACCUGGAGAGCGCGCUGCGCACCAAGGGCCUGGAGCUGGAGGUCUGCGAGAACGAGCUGCAGCGCAAGAAGAACGAGGCGGAGCUCCUGCGGGAGAAGGUGAACCUGCUGGAACAGGAGCUGCUGGAGCUGCAGGCCCAGGCCGCCCUGCCGCGGGGCCGGGACACGGCCGCCCUGGGGCCUGCCUCCGCCGUCCCCGAGGACGUGCCUGCUCUGCAGCGGGAGCUGGAACGGCUGCGGGCCGAGCUCAGGGAGGAGCGGCAGGGCCACGACCAGAUGUCCUCGGGCUUCCAGCAUGAGCGGCUGGUAUGGAAGGAGGAGAAGGAGAAGGUGAUCCAGUACCAGAAGCAGCUGCAGCAGAGCUACCUGGCCAUGUACCAGCGGAACCAGCGCCUGGAAAAGACACUGCAGCAGCUGGCCCGCGGGGAUGGUGCAGGGGAGCCCUUUGAGAUUGACCUCGAAGGAGCUGACAUCCCUUACGAGGACAUUAUCGCCACCGAGAUCUGAGGGGCCUCCUGGGACGGAGCCGGGGACCUGGCAUUGGGAGGCAGGGGUGCUGAGCCCGUCAGUGGGGGCUCCCCUCCCCAUCUGCCCUGCUCAGGCCUCUGAGAGAAGCACAGACCUCGAGGGGAGGGGAGGGGAGGGGCUGCUACACGGCCUCUCCCCGCCUUUCCCACGUUCCAGUGCUUAGCACCCCUGCAGCCUGCCAGACCUCUAGCUUUGCCAAGAGAUGAGUCCCCGGAUCUACGUCAUUUGGUUAAGGGCUCCCUAAACCUUGGCCUUUGUUCAAAAUACUUAGAGUUACCCUCUCCCAGCGAGGGUGGUGACCACCAUGAAGGCCAGUGGCCUCCCCAGGAUGGAAGCUCCCUUCCACCUCUCUUCCCACAACUUCUUUUCUCGCUCCCCCUCUUUGCACAGCCCCCCUGCCCCCCUGGCCCCCAGCACAUUGGGAUGCCUUGGGAAUAGAACACAAGCAUUGGUGACCAGAAGCUUUGGAAUCUGACCUGGUCGUAACCUGAGCUAUCUUCCCCUGGCCACAGAGGGGUAGGGGUUGGAGUGAGGUGUGGAGAACGUGACUUAGCAACAUCAGCGCUUCCUGACCCUGGCAGGCCACAGAAAGGAGGGGAGAGCUGGGCCAGCCCAGGAUUAUCUAGACUCAGCAAGACCCAGAGUGGGUCAGAGAGAGAAGCUAGGUAGUAAUGGCCAGUUCCUGUUGGCCCUGCUGACCAGAAAUGAGCAGCCUCUGGAUGGCUGGUGGCCUUUGACAUCUGUGACUACUCUUCUUAAAGCCA
Molecule: messenger RNA, 2872 nt
Organism: Balaenoptera ricei (Rice's whale)
Lineage: Eukaryota; Metazoa; Chordata; Mammalia; Artiodactyla; Balaenopteridae
Gene: LZTS1
Product: leucine zipper tumor suppressor 1
Exons: 4
Coding region: 291-2087 (598 amino acids)
Biological process (GO): regulation of dendrite morphogenesis; regulation of synaptic plasticity
Cellular component (GO): dendritic spine
Source: RefSeq, a predicted model, not a curated record